Molecule: messenger RNA, 657 nt
Organism: Arctia plantaginis
Lineage: Eukaryota; Metazoa; Arthropoda; Insecta; Lepidoptera; Erebidae
Source: the annotation of a GenBank genome assembly
AUGAAUUAUCAAAGUAAAGGCAAUAAAUAUGUGUGUCCAAACGACCGUCAACUGUGCUUGAGAGCCAAACUCCGCACAGGAUGGAGUGCAGCGAAGAGCGAGCCUCCUCUGACGCCGAAAGAAAGAGAGGCAAUAGCGGCCGUCGUCAAAAGGGCGGAGAAGAUAGAUGAAGUCGAGGCUAAGAGAGUUGGCAGACUGGUUGCCAGGCUAGAAGGCAUGCGUCGCUCAGCCCAAGGACCUGCCCCUCGUUCCUGCUUACUUUGCGGCGAGACUGCGCGACUGCUAGCUCCACUAAGAACCUGCUCCAUCUGCCGGCACACGGCCUGCUCCAAGUGUGUCAUUGACACGCCUUCUCACCGGUCUCCCUUACGCUCCAGAGAGGCUUAUAUGUGCAACCUGUGUGCUGAGACGAGGGAAAUGUGGAAGAAAUCCGGUGCUUGGUUCUUUAAAUCACUACCUAAAUAUGUUCUCCCAGAUAGAAGAAACACCGGCCGGUAUAAUGAUACUGAACUGGCAAGGUCUUUGCAGGAAGCUGGUAACAGCAGUAACGAAGGCAAGACAGAUUCAGAACCGGGGUCGCCGCUCAGCGUGCAAGCGCCGUCGUUUUCGAGGCAGGCGAGCAACACGGACAGCAGGAAGUCUGUUGCGUCUCCACUG